GAUCUCGCACGAAUCCUCCAAGUGUCCCGCACUACUCUGUGGAAAUUUAUUCGUCAACAUGGCCUAGAAAAACACUUUACAGUAAUUAGUGAUGCUGAUCUCGAUCAACUUGUGAGGACUUUCAAAGAAAGUAAACCAGAAUCAGGAUUCCAGUACCUUGUUGGCUUCCUUCGACGCCAAGGUUUUCGAGUUCAG
This is a messenger RNA of Suillus fuscotomentosus, 195 nucleotides long. RefSeq lists its product as uncharacterized. The record is from RefSeq and is a predicted model, not a curated record. The annotation marks the transcript as partial. The transcript has a single exon. NCBI's taxonomy places the organism in Eukaryota, Fungi, Basidiomycota, Agaricomycetes, Boletales, Suillaceae.